CAAUACAAGCAAAGUUUGCCUUUUCUAGUUUAAAUUUAGCAAUGUGCCAAUCUGUCACAAGAACCCCUUUUCCUUUCUUUACUACUUUGCUUUGGUCCCAAAUCUUCCCUCCUUUUCCACUUAAAAUCCCAUACACACUUCUCUAACCCCAUCCCAUCAUCAUGACACCUAAAAUCUUUUCCUAAUUCAAAGAAAUAUUGUUUUUAUUAGCAUUGCUUUUCUGGGUAAAUCAAAACUUGAUUCUUUAGUUAGUUCUUGUAUUGUAGCACCAGUAUUCAAUGCUCUUCACUCCCUUAUGGUUUCUUGAUUAAUUGCACUGCAAUUGGCUCCACCAGACUCUUUCUGUGAUCUCAUUUCCUCCCCUCUGCCCUGUGGGGGUUUCUGAAUCUGCUAUAAAUUAAAUUACAUUCAAUGAUGUUUGUGUCAAUGUCUGAGUGAAGUAUUAUUCUCCCUUUUAUGUGUAGCUUGGAUCACUAUUGCCUCUUUUAUGCCCCCCCACAAACACCUCUUCUGAAUUGUGGUUCAUGGAGGUCACCACCACCAGUAGUGAAGUUCAGUCAAAGAUGGAAGAUUAUCAAGUGUUGGAGCAGAUUGGUAGGGGUGCUUUUGGAGCUGCAUUUCUUGUUCAUCACAAGCCUGAGAAAAAAAAGUAUGUGCUGAAGAAAAUUCGCCUAACGAAACAGACAGAGAAGUUCAAGAUCACAGCACACCAGGAGAUGAAUUUGAUAGCAAAGCUGGAUAACCCUUACAUUGUGGGAUACAAGGAUGGGUGGGUGGAAAAGGAAUCCUUUGUGUGCAUUGUCACAAGUUACUGUGAAGGGGGUGACAUGGCUGAGAUGAUUAGGAAAGCAAGAGGAAUGUUUUUCUCAGAAGAGAGACUUUGCAAAUGGCUGGCUCAGUUGCUGCUAGCCCUCGACUACCUUCACUCAAAUCGCGUUCUUCACCGGGAUCUUAAGUGUUCCAACAUUUUUCUCACCAAAGAUGAUGAAAUCAGACUAGGUGAUUUUGGACUGGCAAAGUUGCUCAACCAGGAUGAUCUUGCAUCUUCUAUUGUGGGAACUCCGAAUUACAUGUGCCCGGAGCUUCUAGCCGAUAUACCUUAUGGCUACAAAUCAGAUAUAUGGUCUCUAGGGUGUUGUAUGUUUGAGAUUGCUGCUCAUCAGCCAGCGUUUCGAGCUCCGGAUAUGAUUGGACUAAUCAACAAGAUCAACAGAUCCACCAUUUCUCCACUCCCCACUGUAUACUCCUCAGCACUGAAGCGUUUGAUCAAAAGCAUGCUAAGGAAGAGCCCGGAACACAGACCCACGGCUGCAGAGCUCUUAAGGCACCCACAUUUGCAGCCAUAUCUGGCGCAGUGCCGCAAUCUGCCUCCUGCGUUCGUUCCAUUAAACCCCGAGAGCUCAAAGGCGAAACUGCCGCCUCUCAAACCUAACACCCACAAAACUGUGAAGGAAAGACAGGUAAAAGCCCUUGCAGAAAGAGUUCCCAUUGUCACUGCUAAUAAGAAGGUUGGUGAGCUGAAAAGGAUUGCAGAAAGAAGAAGUUCUUCCCCGAAUCCCAGGAUCCAACGUUUUAAUCCCGAACAUAACAAGGAAUCUGGUAAACAAAUCUCCAAGAAGACGGAUGAAAACUCGAGAAUUGACAGUAAACCAGGUGGGAAAAAUGGAAGCAUGAAUUCCAGAAGCUCAACAACAAGUACAGUGACUGAUCAUCAACCCGAAGCAGACGGAGAACUACAAGAGAAGAACUCCAAGCAAGUAGAAACCAAGAAAAUGGAAAAGCUUAAACCCGGGAUUCCAACUCCAAAAGAACCAGAAAAACAAGAGGCUCAUCAUAAGAGGACAGUAAGCGACAUUUCAGUAACGAGUACUCUGAAUUUUCUUCAGGGGAAUAACAUCAGAAUAAAAUGGAGUAACUUGAGCAAUGAAAGAGCAGAAGCUCUGGAAUCGCUUCUUGAACUGUGUGCAGACCUUCUUAAGCGUGAAAAGCUGGAGGAACUUGCAGGGGUGUUGAAACCAUUCGGGGAAGAUGCUGUUUCUUCCAGAGAAACAGCCAUUUGGUUGACAAAGGGAUUAAUGAAUCUUCAGAAAGAUGGCGAGGGGGAAGAUUGAAUUGAAAGGCUUUUUAAGCUAAGAUUUGUGCAGUUCGAUCUGUGUAUACUAUGAGCGCUGCUUGUGCUAGUAACUUAUUUUAAUUCUUGUAAAUAACAUUGCCUGCAUAAUCAGCGUUUUAAACCCCCACUGCUAUGUUG
Ipomoea nil (Japanese morning glory) is the source of this 2251-nucleotide messenger RNA. RefSeq names its product serine/threonine-protein kinase Nek6-like. Bases 525 to 2111 code for a protein of 528 amino acids. Gene Ontology annotation, molecular function: ATP binding; protein kinase activity. Gene Ontology annotation, biological process: protein phosphorylation. The record is from RefSeq and is a predicted model, not a curated record. NCBI's taxonomy places the organism in Eukaryota, Viridiplantae, Streptophyta, Magnoliopsida, Solanales, Convolvulaceae. The transcript is spliced from 13 exons.